Salvia hispanica is the source of this 1158-nucleotide messenger RNA. RefSeq names its product phosphoglycerate mutase-like protein 1. Gene Ontology annotation, molecular function: phosphatase activity. Lineage: Eukaryota; Viridiplantae; Streptophyta; Magnoliopsida; Lamiales; Lamiaceae. Gene Ontology annotation, cellular component: cytoplasm. The record is from RefSeq and is a predicted model, not a curated record.
ACGCAUGCUUUCAGAAAAAUGAUAAAAAUAAAUAAAUACAAACAAACAAACAAGGCGCCGUUGCUCUUCUUCAUCACACUCCACUGUUUUCAAUUCUCGCUUCAUCUUCUCUCUCUGAUAUGGAUGCUGUAGGAGGCCAAGGCAUGUAUCCUUUGCACCGUUGCAAGACUAUCCACUUGGUGAGACAUGCCCAAGGUUUCCACAAUGUGGCUGGAGAAAAGGACCACAGUGCAUACAUGUCCCCAGAGCUUUUUGAUGCAGCACUUACCCCUCUUGGAUGGCAACAGGUAGACAAUCUGCGGAAGCAUGUCCAUUCCAAAGGUAUUUCAAAGAAGAUUGAAUUAGUAGUUGUUUCCCCUCUAUUAAGGACAAUGCAAACUGCUGUUGGGGUUUUUGGUGGCGGAGGUUUUGAUGAUGGAAUCAAUGCCGAUCCUCUAAUGACAGAAAAUGCUGGGGAGAGCGAUCGUUCAGCAAUUUCAAGUCUAAAUGCCCCGCCAUUUGUGGCAAUGGAACUUUGUCGAGAGCAUUGGGGAGUUCACUGGUGUGACAAGAGAAAGAACAUAACUGAGUAUAAGCCUCUCUUUCCUGCUAUUGAUUUUUCACUGAUAGAAACUGAUGAGGACACUCUCUGGACUGUAGAUGUUCGAGAAACUAAUGAAGAAGUAGCUGAAAGAGGCCAGAAGUUCUUGAACUGGUUGUGGACGCGGGAGGAGUCUGAGAUAGCUAUUGUUACUCACAGUGGAUUCUUACUUCAUACCCUUACUGCAUAUGGAGAUGACUGCCAGCCUCCUGUGAAGGAAGAGAUCUGCAGACCAUUCAACAAUUGUGAACUUCGAUCAAUGGUGUUUGUGGAUAGAAGUAUGGCUGCAUCAAGUUCCUCGAAAACUAAUUUCCCAGGAAAAAUACCAGACGGGACAGAUGCUCCUAGCGAAGACAACGUUGGGAAAAACUGAUGGCUGCUUUGGAUUGACAAGAAAUUUGGUUGUGAAUUUUCCUGAACAUGGUUAAGUUAUUGGGGAUUUUUUUCAGUAGGAAUUCAAAUUUAAGUAGCUCAAGUUAUUUAAACUCUACCACCACUAUUUAUGAUUAGACAAAACUUCAGCAGAAAAUCACUAUUUAAUUUGCACGUGCAUAUCAAUGAUAUCAUUACAAGCUAAA